UAAGCCUUAACCUAAAACUAAAACUAAACUAAACAUUGAGUUGAUGGUGAGAUCCCCAAAACAACUGUAACGGAUCGUGGUUUUUCCACGCACAACUUGUUUGCUCUUUGGGAAACAUCUGGGGAAGUUAUGGAGACAACAGGCUGCAAUGACUCGGAAGGACUGACAUAUGUGUGUUUUUCAGGUGUUGGGAACCAAACCUACUCUGCCAGCAGCUACGACCGAUGAUACCCAAGCUGACGCCACCAACAGAAGGCUGGCUAAACUCUACAAGGUCUCCAACGGAGCAGGAAACAUGGCUGUUUCCUUGGUGGCUGAUGAAAAUCCCUUCUCCCAAGCCGCCCUGGUUUCCGACGAUUGCUUCAUUCUGGACCACGGCACAAAUGGCAAAAUUUUUGUCUGGAAAGGGAGAAAUGCCAACUCUGAAGAAAGGAAAGCCGCUCUUAAAACUGCUUCUGAAUUCAUUAGCAAGAUGAAUUAUCCAAGACAUACCCAGAUCCAAGUCCUCCCAGAGGGUGGGGAGACGCCUCUGUUCAAGCAAUUCUUCAAGAACUGGCGCGACAGAGACCAGACGGAGGGGCUGGGAGUGGCUUAUGUCUCUGGCAACGUGGCCAAAAUCAAGCAAAUACCUUUUGAUGCAGCCACACUGCACACCUCGCCAACCAUGGCAGCACAACACGGCAUGGAAGACGAUGGCACCGGAGAAAAACAGAUUUGGAGAAUAGAAGGUUCUGCUAAAGUUCCCGUAGACCCUGCAACCUACGGCCAGUUCUACGGCGGAGACAGUUACAUCAUCCUGUACAAUUACAGGCACGGGAACAAGCAAGGAAAGAUCAUUUACACUUGAUCAGCCCGGCUGCUAAAGAACUGAAUUCCAAUGACGCCUUUCUCUUGAAAACCCCAACUACUUCUUAUAUCUGGGUGGGCCAGGGAGCCAGCAACACCGAAAAAUCAGGAGCCCAGGAGCUGUUGAAGAUUUUGGGAGGGCAGGCAACUCAGGUUGCUGAAGGCCGAGAGCCAGAAAGUUUCUGGGAAGCUCUUGGCGGACAAGCUGCCUACCGCACGUCCCCACGCCUGAAGGAUAAGAAGAUGGACGCCCACCCUCCUCGCCUCUUUGCCUGCUCCAACAAGAGUGGACGUUUCACGAUUGAAGAAGUACCUGGGGAGUUGACUCAAGAUGACUUGGCAACAGAUGACGUCAUGCUUUUAGAUACCUGGGAUCAGGUCUUUGUCUGGGUUGGAAAAGAUGCCCAAGAAGAGGAGAAGACAGAAGCCCAAACAUCGGCACGGAGAUACAUUGAGACCGACCCGGCCAAUCGCGAUCGACGGACACCUAUCACCCUCAUCCGACAAGGAUUCGAACCGCCGACCUUCACCGGCUGGUUCCUGGGCUGGGAGGACGAUUAUUGGAACGUGGAUCCUUUAGAGAGGGCAUUGGCAGAGCUGGCUGUGUGAAGACAGAAAUCUCUCCUUUUUUUAAUCAGUUAGAAGGAGAAACGUGGGUGGCGUUCGAAGGCCUCCUUCCAUCUCCUAAAGGCACUUUUUUUCUUUUAAAAUAAAAAUUAAAAAAAUUAGCUCAAGAAGCUAAUCAGUAGCUGAGACCUGUCCACGAACUGUAUCGUUUUGACCUCCUUGUUGCUGCUUUGGAGAAAAUGGCCUUUAAUAAAGCUUGUAUAGAAUCAA
This is a messenger RNA of Thamnophis sirtalis, 1683 nucleotides long. The record is from RefSeq and is a predicted model, not a curated record. Lineage: Eukaryota; Metazoa; Chordata; Lepidosauria; Squamata; Natricidae.